CUCAGCGCCGGCGCCGGCGACCACCUGCGCCGCCUGCACCUGCACCACCAGUCGCCACCGCCGCCGCCGCCGGCCGUCGUCUUCCCGGACGACUACGAGUACCUGCGCGGGCUGGUGCCGCAGCUGAAGCGCGAGAUCAAGGAGCUGGAGGGCAAGACCGACUCACUGGGCGCCGAGGUGGUCGACCUGCGCCGACAGCUCGCCACCAAGGAGCAGCAGGUGCUGCGCCUCCAGCGCGAAGUCCACAAGCUCAAGAGCGUGCUGCAGCAGGCGACCAGCUUCAGCCAGGAUGGGGACCUGCUGGCGUCGCUGCACGAGCACCACAGCAUGCCGGGGCAGGCGCUGCCCCCGGCCGCCUCCGCCGCCUCCUCCAGCAAGAAGCAGGGCGUCUCUGGCGAGAGCACCGACGUGGGCCAGACUGCCGAUGACAUCCAGAUACAGCGCUACGAUAAGGACUUCCGGUCCAAACAGCUGAUAAAAGACGCUAUUAUGGACAACGAUUUCCUGAAAAAUCUGGAUUCCAGCCAAGUGCGAGAGAUUGUGGACUCCAUGUAUCCGUUGGAAUACGGGAAGGGGAGCUUUGUAAUCAGAGAGGGAGAAGCAGGAUCACAUCUCUACGUGUCCGCCGAGGGUGAAUUCGAAGUUAUCAAGGAGGAUAAAGUUCUUGGAAGAAUGGGACCCGGGAAAGCCUUUGGAGAACUUGCCAUUUUGUACAACUGUACUCGGACAGCAUCCAUUAAAGUGGUGAACGACGCGAAGGUGUGGGUGCUGGACCGAAGAGUCUUCCAGCAGAUCAUGAUGCGGACCGGCCUGCAGCGGCUCGAGGACAACAUCAACUUCCUGCGCAGCGUGCCUCUGCUCCGCAACCUCAGCAACGACGUUCUCGCCAAGAUCGCUGACGUCCUGGAAGUUGAGUUCUACCCGGCCGGAGCGCACAUCAUACGGCAAGGCGCGAGCGGGGACACGUUCUUCAUCAUCAGCGGCGGCUGCGUGAAGGUGACGCAGCGGCUGGCGGGCCGGCGCGAGGACGAGGAGAUCCGCACGCUGGAGCGCGGCGACUACUUCGGCGAGCAGGCGCUGCUCAAGGAGGACUGCCGCACGGCCAGCGUGAUCGCGCUGCCGCCCGGCGUCGAGUGCCUCACGCUCGACAGGGACUCCUUCAUCCAGCUCAUCGGAGACCUCAGCGAGCUGCACGAGAAGGACUACGGCGACGAGACGCGCGGCCUCUCCAGGCCCUCCAGCUCCUUCAGUCUCUACGCCGACGUCGAGGCGGAGUACGACUACAUCCGGCUGGACGACCUGGACGUGAUCGCCACUCUUGGUGUCGGGGGAUUCGGGCGCGUCGAGCUGGUGCAGUACAUGUACGACAGGAGCCUCACGUUCGCGCUCAAGUGUCUCAAGAAGCAGCACAUCGUCGACACGCAGCAGCAGGAGCACAUUUACAGCGAGAAGAACAUCAUGAUGAGCUGCCGCAGCCCCUUCAUUUGCAGGUUGUACCGGACGUUCCGGGACUCCAAGUACGUGUACAUGCUGCUGGAGGCUUGCUUGGGAGGCGAGGUGUGGACCAUUCUCAGGGACAGAGGCUGCUUCGACGAUCAUACGACUCGUUUCGUCACAGCCUGCGUCGUCGAAGCGUUUGAGUACCUGCACGCCCGAGGCAUCAUAUACCGGGACCUCAAGCCCGAGAACCUCCUGCUGGACACUCAGGGUUACGUCAAACUUGUGGAUUUCGGUUUCUCGAAGAGACUCGGGUACAGCGCGAAGACCUGGACUUUUUGUGGAACGCCGGAAUACGUAGCGCCUGAAAUAAUACUGAAUAAAGGCCACGACCGAGCUGUGGACUACUGGUCGUUGGGUAUCCUCAUGCAUGAGCUGCUGACUGGCACGCCGCCGUUCACUGCAGCUGAUCCUAUGAAGACGUAUAACAUAAUUCUGAAGGGAAUUGACAUGGUGGACUUCCCUCGGCACAUCACGCGAGCUGCACAAAGUUUGAUAAAGCGACUGUGUCGUGACGCCCCCUCCGAGAGGCUUGGCUACCAGCGAGGAGGCAUUCAGGACAUCAAGAAGCACAAGUGGUUCCAGGGCUUUGACUGGGAAGGCCUAAGGCAUAGAACGUUACCAGCUCCCAUUGUCCAACAGAUAAGAGGCCCUACUGACACAUCAAAUUUUGAUUCAUAUCCAAAGGAUUUAGACAUCCCUCCAGAUGAAUUUUCAAAUUGGGAUUUGGAUUUCUGAUAUUUCUAUGGGUAGUAUUAAUGCAGCAUUUACAAAAUGGGCCAAAGUGCUUGCAUCUUGCUGUAAAACAAAGUAUUUCCCCUUUGCAGCAAGCUAAGCAGAAAUGCUAUGUUGAUAUGAAUCUAAAAGAAUAUUUUUAUUGCCAUUAUUUUCAAACACAAAUAACUGAACACCAAAUACUUAGCUUAUUGAAAGGAAAAUGUGGUGUAUGUGAGAUACUCUGGAUUUUUAUGUCUGAAUGUGUGUUUUACCUAGUAAACAUAACUGAUUGAAAGUCAGAACCUGUGUACACUACUCCAGAUAUUAAUUUAAAAAUUUAACAGUUUAUAUUUUUGAGAAUUUUUGGAAGUGUAACCAUAACAUCACUUUUAAUUUUCAAUAAUUGUAAAAUGUUUUGUAAAUAUGUAAAUAAUUUCAAGCUCUAACUUUUUGCACUGCCAAACAGUAUUGAUAACAAAACCAUAUAAUUCCAAAGGAAAAUGAUCACUAUAAAAAACCACUACAAUUUUCUGUAAAGCAGAUGAUGAAAAACAGAGUUAAACAAGUGUCCACAAGAAAAUAAUGGUCUAUUUUAUGAUAAAUGCCAGUUUCUUAUAAAGUUAUUUCUCACUGAAAAGAAACACUUGAAGUUGAUAGUCUCCAAUCUAUCUGUUUGAAAUUAAAUAAAUAUCUGAAAAACAUAUGACUGUAUUGGUUCAUACGUAAAAUGAUUUUCAUUGCUGUUUAUCAAGAUUACCUUUAUUGUUUUUAAUCAUAAGCUUUUAUGUUUUUACUUUCUCAUCAGUGCUAUUACCUUGCUAUUUUUUAAAUAUCUGGAGCUGAUAUUAACAUAAAAUCUAUCAGAAGUAAAAGAUAUCUUUUCAGAAACUGACUGUCAGAUGUAAAUUUUCCUCAGAUGUUUUCUUUUGAUUAUAUAUAUUACAUUUCCUAUGUUACACAUUUGAAGUCAUAACUGUACUGUGACAUUGGUAAUAGAGGGCGAAUAGUCCUGAAAUAGUCAUGAGAUCUUUCUGUGCAAAUAAAUAAACCAUGAAAACUGUACUAAAGCAGGCAAGUUUAUAAUAACAAAGUCAUUUCAAAAAGAGAAAUGCAACACUAAUACACAGAAAGUGUUAAUGGUAAGUUUUUGUGAUAGUUGCAAAGGUGUGAAUUCAAUUUAUUAUAAUGUCAGCAAAAGUAAUGAAACGUGCAACAAUGGGAAACACAUCUCUCAAUAUAUACAAAUAGCAUUUUUACCUCCUUGAUCUGAAUUUUGCCUCUUUCAAUGAAUUUGAAAUUGCUAGUGUCACACAUUUUAUUGCUAGUAAUAUUAAUUUCAGAAGCCCUUAUAAUAAGGUCAUGAGUAUGCCAUUGAUGCAUCUCAAUUCCUCCUCUUGCCCACAGUUAUUUUAUGUUAUGUCUUAUAAUAGUUUUUUUGCUACAUGGUUUGUGCUUUUUAUUUAGUUAGUAGUAUCAGCCAGUAAUCUGACUGUGUAAAGCACCUUCCUGAUUACGUACACAUCUUUUUAAUUAGUGCUUUAAUGAUUGUGUUACAAUCUUCUCAAUAAAUCUGGAGUUUGGCUGGAGUGGAAAAGAAUAAUCAGAAUGAUUCCCAUUUUAUAAUGCAAUAAUUCUGGAAACCACAUUAAAUGUAACUGUACCAGUAAUGUCAAAACAGUGACUGAAGGGAUAUUCUUAAUAACUUUUCUUCUGUCCCAGAACUAUUCUUACUUUCAGAGCAUGAUGCUCUUCAGAAUACAAACUUAUAUUUUACAAAAAGAGUUCAUAUUUUUUGUAUUGCCAUUGUCCAAUUAAUUACUAAAUGGCAAUUUUUUCAAGUAAAUAAUAUUUUCUUUAAGCACAAAGGUUUUGUUAAUACAAACUAUAGGGCAAUAUAACAUUUAAGCUUUAAAAAUAUUGUUUAGUUUAGUGCAACUUUAUGAAAUGUCCUCAUCUGUUCUUGUAGAUCUGGACUUAACAUCACUAACAAUGUUAGUAUCAAUUCAUUAGUAACAAUUGUUGUCAUUUGUUGAAGUGGUUGAUACAUUAAAAAAACAAAAAGUGUCCUUCAGUAUAAAAAAAUGUAUCAUUUUUACAAAUGUAAAAUAAAAUAUAAGA
Messenger RNA from Schistocerca serialis cubense, 4332 nucleotides. RefSeq names its product cGMP-dependent protein kinase, isozyme 1 (gene Pkg21D). Gene Ontology annotation, biological process: protein phosphorylation. Gene Ontology annotation, molecular function: cGMP-dependent protein kinase activity; ATP binding. The record is from RefSeq and is a predicted model, not a curated record. The transcript is spliced from 12 exons. Bases 328 to 2235 code for a protein of 635 amino acids. NCBI's taxonomy places the organism in Eukaryota, Metazoa, Arthropoda, Insecta, Orthoptera, Acrididae.